Messenger RNA from Neocloeon triangulifer, 2066 nucleotides. RefSeq lists its product as uncharacterized. Lineage: Eukaryota; Metazoa; Arthropoda; Insecta; Ephemeroptera; Baetidae. The transcript is spliced from 6 exons. Gene Ontology annotation, molecular function: catalytic activity. Bases 219 to 1787 code for a protein of 522 amino acids. The record is from RefSeq and is a predicted model, not a curated record.
CGUUCCUUUUCCUUUCCCUUUUUGUUUUCCGUCAAGUCAACAAAAGUGACACUGUGACAGUGUGACAUAGGGAUUAGCUCUAGUGUGACAAUCAACGAUCAGGAAAGCAGUUGAACGGGGAAUGCUAAAUAUCGACCAUGUAAACAACAGCCGCGCGUAGAAAGUCCCUGAACAUUCCUCGACCCUGCGGCUCUUCCUCUACACGUCGUAAUUAUGAGAUGAGCCGAAUCCUGAUGCCGGAACCGACCCUUGGGGAGCGUUGCAACGGCGCCCUGUCGGCGCCGCGCAUUCGGCGCCUGCUGGGCCACUUGUGCAACAGGUGCAUCCCCGCCGUAUUGCGUAGACACCACAGGGUGCGUCCUGCAGAGACGGACCUGAGCCAGGCCGACGAUGACAAAUUUGAGUACCUGCAACUGAACCCUGAGCGCCGCAUCAGGGUCAUCCACCACAAUCCUGAGGAUGACGAAAAAAAUAAGCAGAAGUCUGACAAGGAGGUGGAGAAUAUCGAGGAACCGUCGGUGGAACCUACAAGUGAUCAGUAUUGGUUUGUCCGAGGGUCUCACUGCUCCUACAGGUUGAUGAAAAACAAGGCUAAGGCUAAGCAGAAACAGUUGGAAGCAUUCAUCAGGAGAGACUCUGUGAGAUACAGUUUCCAUAAAAAGGAAGCGGAGAGGAAGUUGUCGUCGGACGUGUCGGAAACUGACGCACCACCUAAAUUUGGCACAAAGGAUGCCCCUCUUGAAAAGGAUGAAGAUGUUGAAAAAAUUGCCAAUGACCUGCUGGAUAAGGUGUUCAAAGACGCAAUCACAGCUGCGUCGGAAAAAAUCAUUUCAACCUGCAGAGACGAAGAUGUCGUGGACAUUGCCGACAUUAAUAUUUCUAUCGACAGCACUUUUGUUAACGAAGCAUUUGUUAGUGACGAGCCUAAGGGUGGUCUAGAUUUGCACGGAGAAAUUAGCAAACCUGCUGUUGUUGUAGAAGAAGUUAAGCUGCCCAUCAAAAUGACGGCGGAAGAAGAAAAUAAAAUCAAAAAACCAAUGAUCAUGUUCCUGCAUGGUGCUGGCUCCAGUGCUGAAGCCUGGACUUACCUUAUUGACUACUUCGCACUAGCAGGCUAUGAGGUUUUGGCACCUGAUAUGUUGGGACAUGGAUUCAGUUCUGCGCCAAAUUCAAGCAAAGCAUAUUCUUUUGCUUGUCUACUACAAGAUGCGUUGCAAAUUUUUGAUACCUAUGUCACUGGAAACAAAAAAUGUGUUCUUAUCACACAUGGCUAUGGUUGCAGUUUUGGUGCUGCAGUAACAAGAUACCGACCACAAAGUAUCUCCCAGUUGGUUAUGAUAAGCGGAGGUGGACCAACCCCUUUGGCCCCACCCAGUGGAAUAUAUGCCUUGCCAAGAUUUUUGCUUGGAUGUGCCAAACCUCUUCUCCUUUGUGGUUUUAGAAGGGAGUAUUUUUAUGCUCCAAGAGGAAAGAAUCUGAUUUUCUGUGAUAACAUUGACAUUCCACCAAAAGUUUUACUCUAUUUGCGACAGGGCCAGCACUGGCCUCAGGGCGACUCCAGUUUUCACCGUCGCAUUACCAUACCCACACUCCUGGUGCACGGGAUGAACGACCCAUAUAUAACACUCGUUGAAGAAUGUGAAAUGGAGAGGACGAUCCCACGCUCUUUUCUGGAAAUAUUGCCGGAGGCCACACAUUUUGCAAUGCAAGAGACUCCCGACGAACUGUGCCACAUGAUCCAUUGUUUCAUAACGUUGUGGGAAAAGGGCAAGGGACUGAGCAAGUGAUAUUUAGCGAAUUCUCACGGAAGUGCCUUUUUUUUUAAUUUAUUUUAAUAUGCUUUAGUCAUGACAAAUUAUGACCGAAAUACUCAUUAAAUUUGAUUAGCCCAGUAUUGCAGCCAACCAAAUGCUGUCCUCAAUGUAAAGAUGCUUUUAUAAUGCAUUUAUUAAUUGGAUUUUACUGUCCAUUGUUAAAAAUAUUUUAAAUAAACAAGUAUCUCCACAAAUUAAUCAUACCCGAGAGGGAUAUACAAGUUUUUGGAUAUGCAAUUAUUGUUCAAGUUG